Molecule: messenger RNA, 1030 nt
Organism: Phragmites australis (common reed)
Lineage: Eukaryota; Viridiplantae; Streptophyta; Magnoliopsida; Poales; Poaceae
Product: noroxomaritidine/norcraugsodine reductase-like
Exons: 3
Coding region: 79-867 (262 amino acids)
Molecular function (GO): oxidoreductase activity
Source: RefSeq, a predicted model, not a curated record
UUGUAGUAUAUAUAUACAUCGAUCGAUCCAUUUCUGAUCAGUAAUAUAUACAUAUAUACAAGUAGAGAAGCAGAGAAAAUGGUGGGUGCAGGCAGGAGCAGGGAGGAGCGGUGGAGCCUCACCGGCGCCACGGCGCUCGUCACCGGCGGCAGCAAAGGCAUCGGGCACGCGAUCGUGGAGGAGCUGGCGGGGUUCGGCGCGCGAGUGCACACGUGCGCCCGCAACGCGGCGGAGCUGGAGGCGUGCCGUCGGCGGUGGGCGGAGAAGGGGCUGCAGGUCACCGUCUCCGUCUGCGACGUCUCCCUGCGCGCCGAUCGCGAGGACCUCAUGGCCACGGUCAAGGCCACCUUCGGCGGCAGACUCGACAUCCUCGUAAACAACGCGGGGCAGUCGCUGUUCAAGGCGGCGGCGGAUUGCACAGGCGAGGACUACGCGCGGCUGAUGGCGACCAACCUGGAGUCGUGCUUCCACCUCAGCCAGCUCGCGCACCCGCUCCUCCUCGCCAGCGGCGGAGGCGGCAGCGUGGUCCACGUCUCCUCCAUCGCCGGCUUCAUCGGGCUCCCGGCGCUCGCCGUGUACUCCAUGUCCAAAGGCGCUAUGAACCAGCUCACUAGGAGCCUCGCCGCCGAGUGGGCCCGCGACGGCAUCCGCGUCAACUGCGUCGCGCCGGGGGGCAUCAAGACUGACAUUAGCAACGACAAGACGAUAGACCCGGAGCUGGUGAAGAACGAGAUGGCGCGGCUGCCGAUGGGGAGGAUCGGCGAGCCGGAGGAGGUGGCGUCCAUGGUGGCCUUCCUCUGCAUGCCGGCGGCGUCCUACAUGACCGGCCAGGUCAUCUGUGUCGACGGCGGCCGCACCAUAACUUAGCUAGCAUACACCUGUCACAACGAUCUGUUGUGCACUUGCGUGCAUUGUGCUCAUGAUUUCUGAUUUCGGUUUGUAAUUACACUUCCGUUGAAUCCAUCCUGUAAUAUCUCUUUUCUCUACUGUUAAUGUAUUGCUCACUCGAGUGUUUUCUGAAAAGAUUUCA